AUGAAUAUACGUGUGAUUAUCCUACUUUGCUGCCUGACCGUCUUGGUGGACGGCAAGAAGAUCCACCGAUUUCGACUGGAAAGACGAUCCCAUCGCCACCACAAGGUUCCCCACCCCCAUCUGCACCUGCAGUUCCGAAACGCCCUGCGGAGGAAGUACGGAUAUACUCCACUCCGUACGGUGAAUGCGGUGAAUGUGACCAGUGAGCCAGGCAAAGGAGCCGUGCUUGUCGAGCCCCUGAUCAACUCCUACGAUACGAACUUCUUCGGUGUUGUAUCGCUCGGAGAUCAGCCAUUCACCAUGCAGUUCGACACGGGAUCCUCGGACUUCUGGGUGCCCAGUUCCCAUUGCAGAUUCUGCAUCAAGCAGUGCGGCAACAAGUUUUUCCGCGAGUCCAAGUCCAAAUCCUUUCGGUCAAGUGGAAAGCCAUUUAGCAUCACCUACGGAUCGGGAUCCGUCAAGGGAAUGGUGGCCUCGGAUAAUGUGGCCUUCGGUGACCUGAAGAUCCAGAACCAAGGCAUUGGAUUGGUCAACAUAUCCGACUCCUGCUCCGUUUUCGAUGGAAUCGCUGGCUUCGCCUUCCAGCAGCUCUCGAUGACCAAGUCGGUGCCUCCAUUCCAGCAAAUGAUUGACCAACAGCUGGUGGAGCAGCCGAUAUUCUCGUUUCAUCUGAAAAGUGGGUCCCGCGACGGGGGCUCCCUGAUUCUCGGUGGAUCGAACUCGAGUCUGUACUACGGUCCCUUGACCUACACAAAUGUGACCGAGGCCAAGUACUGGACAUUCAAGAUGGACUUCAUUGAGGUCCAUGGCAAGGGCGCGAGGCGCUGCAACUCGGGAUGCAAGGCCAUCAUGGACACGGGCACCUCACUGAUCGUUGGUCCUGUGUUGGAGGUCCUCCACCUGUGCAAUGACAUAGGCGCUGUAUACAAUGACACCUAUAAACUUUACACCGUUGACUGUGCCUCCAUUCCCCAACUUCCGAUCCUCGUGUUUGGCAUCGCCGGCAAGGAGUUCUACGUGAAGCCACAGACCUACGUGAUUAUGUACGCAGACUUAUGCUUCGUGGGCUUAAUGGACCUGCUGGGCCUGAACCACUGGAUAAUCGGCGAUACCUUCAUCCGGGAGAACUAUGUGGUGUUCGAUAUGCUUGAGAAAAGAAUAGGCAUAGCACCGGCUGUUUAAUGGGCA
This is a messenger RNA of Drosophila teissieri, 1188 nucleotides long. Its product is annotated as pepsin-2B. The record is from RefSeq and is a predicted model, not a curated record. Gene Ontology annotation, biological process: cell death; proteolysis. The transcript has a single exon. The coding region runs from base 1 to 1182 and encodes 393 amino acids. NCBI's taxonomy places the organism in Eukaryota, Metazoa, Arthropoda, Insecta, Diptera, Drosophilidae. Gene Ontology annotation, cellular component: lysosome. Gene Ontology annotation, molecular function: aspartic-type endopeptidase activity.